AAUACACUUUUCCCAAAAGGUUUCCACAGUUUUGGGCACUACUGUAGGUCUUUGGCUCCUCUCUCCCUGCAGAGCAGUUGAUGAUCGUCUCUGAUUUGUGAUUGUGUCUGGUUCUACAGACCUUGAAAUGCUGAGAACAGCUCUUGGGGCGAGCGAGGUCCUCUCCAUGGAGUAUCACACCACCCGGACAACUGGCCGAGAGGCAGAUACAAAGAUCAAUUUGCUCCCGUGUCAGAUACUUCAGGACUGAGUCUGCAAUCAGCCCCCUGAACUGACAGCAUGAGAGUGGAACAAGCCAGGAGCUGACAUGGAACUGACUUGUGGGAUGUGUUCAGUUUGUGUGAUACCAGGGGAGGCUCCUCCUCUCUCCCAUUUAUCAAGAGCUGUGCAAUUAACAUCUGUGGCCCACCGAGUGCUCUGCUUUCGGAGAGACUUCCUUUAUCCACACAUAAUGCCUAAUAACCAAAAUGUAGCCUGUGGUUAUGUUACAAUUGGCCAGAGAGACAAGCAUCCAUCUCCAAAGAUGCACGCACGAUGCGCACAAACAACUGGCAGAGGUUAAAUCAUACCACAGUGGCCUCCAAAUUGACUUUUUUUUUUGGACCGUACACCUGAUGGCUUAGCAUUCCCCAAACUGAAAUUCUUGCUAGGUCUUGGGCCCCAACUGUUCCCUUUCCCUAACAAACUAUAGAUCUAAAAAGUGACAUUGCUCCUUCACAGAGUGAAGACUCUGGAAAGGGCCCCACCAUUGAGUUAUUUCUGCCUUCCUUCUGCACCAGGGCUCCACUUUGCCACUCCACGUAAUCCUGUCAGUGCCUACUCGGUGUCCUGCUGCCCAGAGAACACAUUACCGGACGUCAUUGCUUCCUGCACCUGUCAAGUCUACCUGGAAGGAUCAAUUUCUACAAAGCCCCAGCCCUGCUGAGUUGCUGACAGGCAGAGGAGCACCAUGUUUGGACCCUGGGCCUUCUCUUCUAAGAGAACUUCUGAUUCAGACAUAAUAUGGGGACCGGGGCCUCCAUUUCCCUCUGUCAAUCGUUGUCAUCUGUAAAACUGAAGCAAGGUGGAAAUAAAAUUGGACCGGAGCCUCAAAGAAUUUUUGGUUCUCCCCUUGAUAUAGUCGCCAAGGAUACGACACACCGGUCUGUUCCUUUAGUUGUCCAACACACAGUGGAAUAUUUAGAAGAGUUUGGGCUAAAUCACAAAGGCCUCUUUCGGAUCAAUGGAUCAGCAGCCAAAAUCAGGGCGCUUAGAUUAAAGUAUGAUCAAGGAGAAGAAGUUGACCUUGUUAAGGAAGGAGAUAUCAACUCUGUUGCCAGCAUCCUUAAACUGUUCCUGAAUCAGCUGCCAACCGCUGUUUUCCCGGAGGAACUGUGCACAGAUAUUUGGGCCAUUUUUGAAGUAAACAAAAACUGCGCCACGGAGCAAACGAGAUGUCUAAAAAGGCUAUUAAGUCGCCUGCCGGAAGCCCACAGUCGCCUUGCUUGUUUCCUUGUUAGAUUUCUCGCCAAGGUGGCUGAAAACAGUGAUGUGAAUCAGAUGACCCUGGAGAACCUGGCCAUUGUUUUUGGCCCCACAUUAUUCCGAAUUCCAUGCAGCCCUUUGGCAUACAAAAAGCAAACCCUUUGUAAUGCCAUGCUCCUGCAUAUGCUUCAGCGCCACGAGGACCUCUUUCUGGAGAGCGCCAGCAAAUAUUUCUCCCCAAUGGAAGAGCAGUCCCAGGUUGCCUCCGUGCGCCAGGCUGAGGAUGCUUCUUCUUCACACCUUGCUAAAAAAAGCUCAGGCUUUCCAAGAAUAUUAUCUCUGUAGCCGUCUUCCCAAAUCCUUUCUGCGCACAAAUCUACAGCAGCUACUUCCAAACACCUUGCUUCAGGAAUCCCUCCUCAACUUUAAGGAUGAGGUAGUGAAGGUGCAGGAGGCAGAGUCCCCCUCCCCAACCGGUCUUCUGUUGGCGCCUCUUACCUGGCUGAACAUAGCCAUGGUCAACUUUGAGUGAUGAUUCUCCAGUCCUGCUCCGAGGACUUAGCUCUGAGCCCAGAUCACAGCAGUGGCAAACAGUGGGCAAGCAGAUGACCUGCCUCGGCCUUGGAAACACCAGAAGUGAUUUGAAAGAGAGCUGUUUUAGGUCCCACGGAACUGUCAGCAGGACGUUCCUUUGGAUGACAUGCUUUUGUGCAUCCCAGAACCCUUUUUUUUCCACGAUAAGGACUACUGGUGUCUCUACAAAAGAUCAUUUCUCUCUUGCCCGUCAUUACCGUUAUAAUUUGUCCCUCACCCCCUCUUCUUUUCCUCUUCACUUAACAUAAAUUCUCAUUAAAAAGUAGAGUUGAUUCUCAAGGAAUAAAAUUGACCAUACUAUUCAGACAACAUCUCCUGAUAUUCCAAUAUCUCAGGGGCUGCCAUAAAGAAGAGGGAAUUAAGCUAUUUUCCAAAGCACCUGAAGGCAGGACAAGAAGCAACGGGUGGAAACUAAUCAAGGAGAGAAGCAA
Messenger RNA from Crotalus tigris (Tiger rattlesnake), 2489 nucleotides. RefSeq names its product protein FAM13A-like. Gene Ontology annotation, biological process: signal transduction. The transcript is spliced from 8 exons. NCBI's taxonomy places the organism in Eukaryota, Metazoa, Chordata, Lepidosauria, Squamata, Viperidae. The record is from RefSeq and is a predicted model, not a curated record. Bases 1003 to 1809 code for a protein of 268 amino acids.